UGAGCGCCCACAACGCUGCCUCCUUCAUCAACGACUUUCACCAGCACAAUACCUUAGAAUGUCUAGACGAACCGUUGUAGUCGAAGAGUUCGACGACGACACGGACAUUCCUCUUCCCCAGCGCCCUUUGCCAAACUCUGGAGCAAGAGGACCUCUCCUAGAGUCAUUGUCAGACGAUGAAGACGACUCGGACGUUCCGGAUGCUUUCCCACCCAGAGCAGGACCUGCCUCUCCUUCACAACCACAAUUUAGAGGCAGGGAGACACAGUUUGACGGGGAGGUGAAUGAUCCUACUUAUAAGAAGUGCGUUCGUUUCUUGGCGAUUCCUCGCCGCGUAUGAGCUGCCAUGCUCAGGCUUUUCUCUUUCUUCCCCUUCUUUCUUCGGUCCUUCAAUCCUCUUUGGAAUUCACUUACUCGAUUGGAAUGAAUACGACUUGCGGCAAAUCAUUAGAUGGACUUGUGUAUACCCGAUUUACAUUGACGCGAAGCGUGCGUAUGGAACUGGAGAACGUCGUAUUGCUCGUGCGAAAUCCGUGUGGUGGCCGCUUAGCAAGGAUAUCGCGGAAGCUACGAAUCGUCUCGGCCUUGGAACUCUUCAUGAGAUGCAUAAGUCUCACCCUAGAGACUGGGAGAACCCUGGCCGAGUACGCGUUCAAUGGAAGAAGGACGGGAGGUUGGUGAACCCCGCUAUCAAGUCGAAGAAACAAUUACUCGAGAUGAUUUCGAUACAAAUACAGAUGCUCAAGCCUGAUAAUAUUCCGAAGCCACCAUACACCUCUACCCCAGAUACCGGAGUGGCUUCCGACCCUGCGCCAGCAGCUUCCAAAGCUGCAGCGAAAGGGAAGCAGCCAGCUUCCAAGACUGCAGGAAAGGGAACUUCAUCUACCGCUAUCUCCAGUACCAUCGCUUCUACGAAGAAGUCUGGUCGACAAUUACCAAGUCCCCCUGCGCCUCAUCCACCGCUGAGCAGCCGAGUGUCGCCAUAUUCACCUGCACUGGUAUCUGGCGUGCUCAUUGAGACUGUGAAGGCUGGAAUGAGUGCUCAAGAAAGUGGUGGUGUAGGAGGACCUGGUGGUGGCAUGGGUGGUGGAAAGGGUAAACGAAAGGUGGUACGGGUCCGCGGAUGAAUAUCUGUAAAUUUUUUGAUUACGGGUAUCAAUGGUCGUUUCUGUACGAUUUGUCCUCAAUACACUAUGUUGUUCGUGUAUAUCGAUGUAUGUCUGAGGCCGAUGAAAAUGCUGGUCAUUAUUCAACUCCGGG
This is a messenger RNA of Somion occarium, 1260 nucleotides long. NCBI's taxonomy places the organism in Eukaryota, Fungi, Basidiomycota, Agaricomycetes, Polyporales, Cerrenaceae. The record is from the annotation of a GenBank genome assembly.